AUGGGAAAGGCUAGCAAAAAGCCCUCAAGGCCUUCAUCGUCGGUACACCGGAUACUCACCACCGGUGAUCCUCAAUACUACAACCUGCAUGUUCAAAUCAACAACCAGACAACCAUUUCCACGUUGCAGCGAGAGAAGGGGGCGACCAUCGCAAACACGCUAGUCCCCACCGAUGGGUCAUGGACCCCCGAGCAAAUCCGGCUGGCGCUUCGGGCCAAUAUGAAGAUUUGA
This is a messenger RNA of Penicillium alfredii, 231 nucleotides long. RefSeq lists its product as uncharacterized. The transcript is spliced from 2 exons. Bases 1 to 231 code for a protein of 76 amino acids. The record is from RefSeq and is a predicted model, not a curated record. NCBI's taxonomy places the organism in Eukaryota, Fungi, Ascomycota, Eurotiomycetes, Eurotiales, Aspergillaceae.